Quercus robur (English oak) is the source of this 1267-nucleotide messenger RNA. Its product is annotated as probable pectinesterase 67. Gene Ontology annotation, biological process: cell wall modification. The coding region runs from base 16 to 1059 and encodes 347 amino acids. Lineage: Eukaryota; Viridiplantae; Streptophyta; Magnoliopsida; Fagales; Fagaceae. The transcript has 5 exons. The record is from RefSeq and is a predicted model, not a curated record. Gene Ontology annotation, molecular function: pectinesterase activity.
CCACCCAAGAAAAACAUGCCUCCCUCUUCUUGGCCUUCUUCAGCUCUCCCUAUUGCCUUUGCAAUCACUUGUGUCAUCUCUAUCUACUUUUCAAAUCCUGUCCAUGGCUUGGAUGCUCAAAAAGUCAUAGACUCUCCUUUAUUGACACAAAAAAUUGGCACCAACCGCACUAUUAAGGUUGAUAUCAAUGGCGAUGGGGACUUCAGAUCUGUUCAGGCGGCCAUUGAUUCUGUUCCUGAAGGCAAUGCUCACUGGACUAUCAUCCAUGUUAGGAAAGGGGUUUACAGAGAAAAGGUACACAUACCAGUAAACAAGCCCUAUAUAUUCUUGAGGGGUAAUGGAAAAGGAAGAACAGCCAUUGUAUGGUCUGAAAGCUCUAUAAAUAAUGUGGAGUCUGCAGUUUUAAGGGCUGAAGCCCCUCACUUCAUUGCCUUCGGCGUUAGCUUCAAGAAUGAUGCUCCCACUGGAAUCGCUUCUACCUCACAAAAUCAAUCGGUGGCUGCAUUUGUUGCCGCAGACCAAAUUGCAUUUUACCAUUGCGGAUUCUACAGUACACAUAACACUCUCUUUGAUUACAAAGGCAGGCAUUACUAUGACAAUUGUUACAUCCAAGGUUCAGUUGACUUCAUCUUUGGCCGUGGCAGAUCCGUCUUCCAUAGCUGUGAGAUCUUUGUGAUUGGAGACAAGAGGGUAAAGAUUCGUGGAUCUGUCACAGCUCAAAACAGGGAAAGUGAAAAUGACUAUAGUGGGUUUGUGUUUGUCAAAGGCAAGGUCUAUGGUGUUGGUAGUGUUUACUUGGGUAGAGCUAAAGGACCCCAUUCCAGAGUGCUUUUUGCAAAAACAUACCUCUCAAAGACCAUUGCACCAAAAGGCUGGACCAAUUGGAGUUAUGAUGGCUCCACCGAAAAUCUAUUCCACGCGGAGUACAAGUGCCAUGGACCAGGAUCUGAAUCAAAAGAGCGUGCUGCUUGGUCAAGAGAACUCACUGAAGAAGAAGUUGCUCCCUUCCUAUCCAUAGAUUACAUUGAUGGCUCCCAUUGGCUACCUGUGUGGCUAUGAAGUUGAUCAUUAGCAAGUAGAAGAAACUGUUGGCAGUGUGCUUUGCAAAUGACAUGCAUGCAUGCAGCACAACGACCCUGAAAGUCUCAUGAGUUUAUUUAUAUAAUUCGUAUGAUGUAUUAUGCGAUCUAGUGUUCUCAAACAAUGUUUGUUUAAAAUCAAUUCACACUUUUGGCCUAUAACUUUAGGCUAAUAAGGUGAAUUUAGG